Molossus molossus (Pallas's mastiff bat) is the source of this 2262-nucleotide messenger RNA. RefSeq names its product ectonucleoside triphosphate diphosphohydrolase 5 (inactive) (gene ENTPD5). Gene Ontology annotation, molecular function: GDP phosphatase activity; UDP phosphatase activity. Gene Ontology annotation, biological process: nucleoside diphosphate catabolic process. Bases 279 to 1565 code for a protein of 428 amino acids. The transcript has 16 exons. Gene Ontology annotation, cellular component: membrane. The record is from RefSeq and is a predicted model, not a curated record. Lineage: Eukaryota; Metazoa; Chordata; Mammalia; Chiroptera; Molossidae.
GGGCGGCGGGAGGCCGCGCCUGGGCGGCGCGCGCGUUGGAUAGUUCCUGGUCAGCAUAGAAAUGUGGAAUGUCUUGGCUGAAUCCUCAUGCAGACAUGAUCAUUAUGGUCCUGGUAGGUAGGGCAAAUAUCCAGAGUUAUUUAGAUUGAUCUAUAUGACCAGUUUAUUUCCUGUAAAAGAACAAUUGGCCAAAGGGAGUCAUUUAAGAUCCACCGCAGGUGUUUGAGCAGCACUGCUUCUGCAACAAAAGCCUAGACUCACCACAUCUUGGGAAGAAAAUGGCCACUUCCUGGGGAGCAGCCUUUUUCAUGUUGGUGGCAUCCUGUGUUUGCAGCACUGUCUUCCACAGAGACCAGCCGACUUGGUUUGAGGGUGUCUUCCUGUCUUCCAUGUGCCCCAUCAAUGUCAGUGCCAGCACCUUGUAUGGAAUUAUGUUUGACGCAGGGAGCACUGGAACGCGAAUUCAUGUUUACACCUUUGUGCAGAAAGUACCAGGACAGCUUCCAAUUUUGGAAGGGGAAAUUUUUGAUUCUGUGAAGCCAGGACUUUCUGCUUUUGUAGAUCAACCUAAGCAGGGUGCUGAGACUGUUCAAGAACUCUUAGAGGUGGCCAAAGACUCAAUCCCCCGAAGUCACUGGAAGAGGACCCCAGUGGUGUUGAAGGCAACAGCGGGACUGCGCUUACUGCCAGAACAGAAAGCCCAGGCUCUGCUCUUUGAGGUAAAAGAGAUCUUCAAGAAGUCACCUUUCCUGGUACCAAAUGACAGUGUUAGCAUCAUGGAUGGAUCCUAUGAAGGCAUAUUAGCUUGGAUUACUGUGAAUUUUCUGACAGGUCAGCUACAUGGCCACAGUCAGGAGACUGUGGGGACCCUGGACCUGGGGGGGGCCUCCACCCAAAUCACGUUCCUACCCCAGUUUCAGAAAACCCUGGAACAAACCCCUAAGGGCUACCUCACUUCCUUUGAGAUGUUUAACAGCACUUAUAAGCUCUAUUCACAUAGCUACUUGGGAUUUGGAUUAAAAGCUGCAAGACUAGCAACUCUGGGAGCCCUGGAAACAGAAGGGACUGAGGGACACACUUUUCGAAGUGCCUGUCUACCAAGAUGGUUAGAAGCAGAGUGGAUUUUUGGGGGCAUGAAAUACCAGUAUGGUGGCAACCAAGAAGGGGAGGUGGGCUUUGAACCCUGCUACAGAGAAGUGCUGAGGGUGGUCCAGGGAAAACUUCACCAGCCAGAUGAGAUCCAGAGAAGCUCCUUCUACGCCUUCUCUUACUAUUACGAUCGAGCUGUUGACACACACAUGAUUGAUUAUGAAAAGGGGGGCAUUUUAAAAGUUGAAGAUUUCGAAAGAAAAGCACAGGAAGUAUGUGACAACUUGGAAAACUUUACCUCAGACAGCCCUUUCCUUUGCAUGGAUCUCAGUUACAUCUCAGCCUUGUUGAAGGAUGGCUUUGGCUUUGCAGACAACACAGUCUUACAGCUCACAAAGAAAGUGAACAACAUAGAAACAGGUUGGGCCUUGGGGGCCACCUUUCACUUGCUGCAGUCUCUGGACAUCUCCCACUGAGGCCCAGCCCUUCCUCUGAAGUCUGCAUUUGCUAAUAACCUCUUUUAACUGGAGAAGGAGAGAAGACUGAAUCACGUUCUGAGAGAGUCUGGAAACCACCGGGGUUGAAACCCAGCAGCUGGCUUCAUCAGGAGGAAGGGGCUUUUGUAGACAGGUCUUGCUCUUAAGUGUAGAGAUUUGGGUUUAUUUAUUUUACACAUCUGAUACGAACUGGUACCUAACCAUUCUGCUUGCACAGCUGGUACCAGAGUUUAAAUUUUUGAGCAUGCUUGUGUGUCACAGAGAGCCAAAAGGAAUAGCUUUGGAACUUAACCAUGGAGAACCCAGGGACAAGUCCCUGGGAACCAAAGAAAAAUCUCAUUUCAACUCUUUGAGUGCCUCAUUCUUUGAACAUUUUAAUUUUCCUUUCAUGCUAAACUCAGCUGACUGAUUGCAAUCCCAUGGCCUAUCAACACCAGUAUAUUUUUCCUCCCUGCACAUUGCCCUGUCCUACCCUUAUCAAACCCGUCCACCCACCCCCAAAAAAGAGAGAGGAAAAAAUACCUGGUUUUGCUUUUCAUGUGUAAUUCAAGGGGAAAGGUACCACCCCUGAAGUUGUGUGGUCCUGCUUUGCACUAGCUGUAAUCAGCCAGCUGAGCCAUCCUAACUCUUAGCAGGAUGGAGAGCAACUUCCAGCCUUAAGAAAGGAGGCUAGCCC